AUGGCUGAUAAGAUUCUCUCUGGUCUCUCCGCCAAUGCAAUCUUCAACCUCGAGGGCGUUGUUGCCGUCGUCACAGGUGGUGGUACCGGUAUCGGACUCAUGAUCGCUACAACCUUGAUCACGAACGGUGCGAAAGUAUACAUCGUUGGCCCGAAGCAAGCCGAUCUGGAUCGGACUGCUGUAUUGUACAACGAGGGUGCCGAGAAGCUAGGCGCGAAAGGGCGUCUCAUCGGUCUUGAGGGCGAUGUACGCAAGAAGUCUGAAGCUACUAGGUUGGCCAAUGAGAUCGGUUCACACGAGCCAAAUGGCAUCACGGUACUGUUCAACAACGCGGGUAUUCACCGCGGCAAGUUUCAAAAGCCAACCGAGGCCACCGCCGACGCCUUCGUCAAAGCCUACUUCGACCCUGUGUCGCAGGAGGACUUUGACGACUCUAUGAACGUGAAUGCAGUCGGCCCAUACUGGCUAACCUUCGCUUUCCUGCCGCUACUCGAAAAGUGGAAGAAGAGCCCAGGAAGUUCGAAGUUCGUACCGCAGAUCAUCAUGACCAGCAGCAUGAACGGCUGGACCAAGGAUCCUGCAACCUCGGGCAACACGUUCCCGUACAUGUACUCGAAGUCGGCGAUCGGACAUGCGACUUCAAGUCUAGCGCACGAACUUUUGCCGUUGGGUAUUCGCGUCAACGGGAUUGCGCCAGGGCUCUUCCCUUCGAACAUGUCCAAGCCUGGAGAAGCCGACGAGUUCGGCCAGGUUGUUAUUGGGGAAGACUUUGAGACCGGCUUCGCGAGCCCUGCAAAUCGUGGCGGAGGGUCGAGGCGUGAUAUGGGUUCCCUUGCGCUCAUGUUGAUCGCGAACUGGUUUAUCAACGGGGAGACCGUACUCAUUGAUGGAGGGUGCUUACUCGUACACCCAUCUUCGUACUGA
Peniophora sp. CBMAI 1063 is the source of this 924-nucleotide messenger RNA. NCBI's taxonomy places the organism in Eukaryota, Fungi, Basidiomycota, Agaricomycetes, Russulales, Peniophoraceae. The record is from the annotation of a GenBank genome assembly.